Messenger RNA from Larimichthys crocea (large yellow croaker), 709 nucleotides. Its product is annotated as hepatocyte cell adhesion molecule-like. The transcript is spliced from 2 exons. NCBI's taxonomy places the organism in Eukaryota, Metazoa, Chordata, Actinopteri, Sciaenidae. Bases 108 to 626 code for a protein of 172 amino acids. The record is from RefSeq and is a predicted model, not a curated record.
CAUGUACUCAGUCCCAGCACAGCCUGAAUGAAUGACUGUGUUCUCCGUCCUGCCCAGUCACAAAUCAUGCUGGUUGUCUGCGACCAAAACAAAGCCUGAGACCCAAGAUGAAGGCCGAGACGGAGGUUCCUUCAAAAGCCAAAAUAAUUUCGCAGGUUUUAUUGCUUGUCUGCCUUGGUUCCUUCAAUUCAGGUGUGGUGCUGGCAGUGAAUAUGACUAUCCCCAACACUCUCAUUAAAGGUACAUUGGGAGGGGAAGCCCUUCUCUCUGUUCGCUACAGUAGUUUCAGCCCCGACCUGCCAGUCAUCAAGUGGCAGCUCAAGAGGGAAAAGUCUGUAACUGUCGUCCAGUCCAUUGGAACUGACAUCAUUGGGACCCUGAGGCCCGAGUAUCGUGACCGCAUCCUGGUAUUCGAGAACGGGACUCUGCUUCUCCACAACCUCAGACUCACCGAUGAUGGAACUUAUGACGUAGAGAUCUCCAUCACGGAUGAUACCUUUACAGGAGAGGGCAGCAUCACACUUACUGUGGACGGUAUGAGGACAAGUUUGAUUGUACAGUUCUACCUAUUUCUCUGUUGUCUGGACCAGUGUUAUAGGUAUAGAGAUAGGUCAAAGACAUGUUGAGCCAUGCUUCGCUCAGAGGGGUAAGGGGCUACUAACCAUGACUCAGAGUGGCACAGCAAAGACUGAAAAACCUUGUAGAGAUG